Micropterus salmoides (largemouth bass) is the source of this 4438-nucleotide messenger RNA. It is a transcript of the gene xk, whose product is annotated as X-linked Kx blood group (McLeod syndrome). Gene Ontology annotation, cellular component: membrane. NCBI's taxonomy places the organism in Eukaryota, Metazoa, Chordata, Actinopteri, Centrarchiformes, Centrarchidae. The record is from RefSeq and is a predicted model, not a curated record. The transcript has 3 exons. The coding region runs from base 202 to 1647 and encodes 481 amino acids.
CCCCCCGCAGACCCUGCCCGGAACCACACUUGGCUGUGAAAACAUCCUGCCGGCCUCAAAAUCGCAGAGGAGCUGCGGGUGCGGGCGUCCCCUCCAGCGGGUGACUGACUGACGGGCCGCUCGGUGGUAACGUUAUGGACGUGCGGACCCCGUGCGAAGCAGCGUGUUUCCCGCAUUCCCCAAAUGGCGGAGUGAGCGAGGAUGCGACUCCCCAGUUCCAUCUUUGUGUCGGUGUCUCUGUUCACGGCCGAGACCACGGCAGCGCUCUACCUCAGCUCCACGUAUCGCUCAGCUGGAGACCAAAUCUGGCAGGGGCUCACGCUCCUCUUCACGCUCGUGCCGUCCGUGCUCGUGCAGCUGACCCUCACCUUCAUCCACCGGGACCUGAGCAGAGACAGACCGCUCGUCCUGCUGCUGCACAUCCUGCAGCUCGGACCCGUCGUCAGGUGUCUGGAGGCGUUCUGUAUCUACGGCAGUGUGGGCCGUGUGGAGGAGCCUUAUGUCAGCAUCACCAGGAAGAAGCAGAUUCCUCGCAGGGGUCAGUCUGAGGAGGUGGAGCGGCAGGUGGGGCAGGCGGAGGGGAAACUGUUUACGCACCGAGCAGCCUUCGCCCGUACCUCUGUCAUUCAGGCCUUCCUGGGAUCAGCCCCCCAGCUCACCCUGCAGCUCUACAUCUGCGUACUGCAGCAGGGGGUGUCCAUCGGAAGAGGCACACUGAUGGUGAUCUCCCUCCUGUCUAUUGUGUAUGGAGCGCUGCGCUGCAACAUCCUGGCCAUUAAGAUCAAAUAUGAUGACUAUGAAGUGGACGUCCGGCCCAUGGCUUAUCUCUGCAUUUUCCUGUGGAGAAGCUUUGAGAUCGCCACUCGUGUGGUGGUUCUGGUUCUGUUCAGCUCUGUGCUGCAGCUCUGGGUCCUGCCCGUGGUUCUUCUUAACUUCCUGGUUUUCUUCCUAUACCCCUGGAUCCUGUUCUGGCAGAGCCACUCGCCGUUCCCUGAGAAUAUCGAAAAGACUCUGACCAGGGUGGGAACCACAAUCGUGCUUUGCCUGCUCACCUUCCUCUACGCCGGCAUCAACAUGUUCUGCUGGUCAGCCGUGCAGGUGAAACUCAAUGACCCGGACCUCAUCAAUAAGUCCCAGAACUGGUACCGCAUGGCCGUGUACUAUAUGUUGCGUUUUGUGGAGAACGCCUCGCUGCUUCUGCUGUGGUACAUCUAUAAAACAGACUUUUACAACUUCAUCUGUGCACCGCUGCUGGUGCUGCAGCUGCUGGUUGCCUACGCCAUCGCCAUCUUCUUCAUGAUGGUCUUCUACCAGUUCUGCCACCCGUGUCGGAGGCUCUUCUCCUCCAGCAUGACCCAGGGCCUUUGGGACUGCUCCUCUCUUCUCUGCCUCAUGUGCAACUCUGAUUCGCCACAGAACAGGCCGAUGGGAAAGUCUGUCCUGGAGCCGUCGAGCCCGACCACACACAAAGAACCAGCGAAUGACAGAGUCCACGACACAGCCAGCGACACCACAGACGACAUCCCUAACGACACAACGUACGACAUGCUUGAUGAUACAAUCUAUGACACUCCUAAUGAAAUGGGCAAUAAUAUAGUUGGUGGAAUCAACGGUGACAUUGGCCACAUUGUAUCCUGCAAUGCCUGAAGCAUCACAACUGUUGGACCUGCCAUGCAGAGGAACGACCGUGACAGCUUUCAUACCCUCUGUAACCUUUUAAGUGCCACACGAAUCCCCAUGUGUGAGUUGAGUUUACACUUUUAAUCUCACUUUUCAUACAUCCAUCUCGACUCCGUUUUCUACCACUAAAUAUUACUCUCACGUGAAGCAAAUGUGUCCUUAAUUUUAGAUCUAUUCUGGCUGCAAACAUGCGCAGUGUUUCACUUGCUAUAGAGCUGGUGCUCACCCGUGUCAUCAGCCAACGUCCUGACCUGUCGUCCUGCAGCCUUUAUUUACAAUCAAAGACACAUGGACACCAACAUUACUUCUUUUAGUUUUGCGACUGUGUCCACUUAUAUGCUGCAUUAUUGAUCACAAGGAGCCAUGCAUUUGAACUGAUUGUAUUUAGUAUCCCUUUUAGAAUGGAGGUAUGCAUGUGUGGAGCCUCAGAUGAGGUGUAACAGUUAUUCCGCAGGGGAGGGGGGUCUGAUUUGUACAGUUUUUCCCUGAACACCCCCAUAGUUUUAUGGCUGCAAGCAACAAGCUUUUUUACUCCUCGAUAAGAGCUUUAUCAUUAAUAUGUGCUGCUUCUGUGAUGUAUUUUUGCUUGAGACGUGAUGAGACGUGACUCUCCAUACAUUGUUAAGAGCCUGUUCGAUCACCAAACACGUUACUGUAAAGCACGGACAUCUCCAAGUGUAAUGUUUUUGCACGUUUACAAAAGGGAUUUUAAGUGGCUUUGAUUCAACUGCUAAGCAGCUGCAGCAGCUGUAGUGAUGUGAAAUGCUUUGUUUGGAUGCAUUUGUAGUUUUCUAACUCAAGCUUGUUAUGUCUGUCAGCUCUGCGUCUGUAUGUCUCAUUAGUUACAAAAUAAUUACACACAUACAUUAUAUAGAAUAGAAAAAUGUCCACAAUUGUAAAAAGUAUUUUUGCUUAUUUUCAACCUUUGAAGUGUGUGGGAGAAUGUCUUUGUUUUUGCACUAAUUCUUUUUUUGCAAUGUACCUUCAGAGGGAUGACAGCCUCCAGUAUCCGGAUGUUUGUACAAAUAAGACAUGAAACCUUUUAAGCCAAAAAAAUAAAUAACUGAAAAACCUAAAAUAAACAUUAUCAUACAGAGCAAGAUCAAAAGGCAUUUAAAAAAUAAAAUCCUGCUAGAAAUAUCUAAAUAAAUUUAUAUUUAUAUGUGAAAAUUGUGUUUUCUUUUAAGCACUUACACACUGUCCUGGCUGCCGGGCAAGAUGGCGGACCAGGUGAACGCUUAUCUCUAAGCUCUGUCUGCUUGUCCCACUUUUAAAGACCCAUUCUCGCCGGCAAAGAACCCACCAGUUUCCAAAAAGAAAGACACGGGGAUAGAAGUUCGGAAGGUAUGUUUUCCGUCUUAGAAGCUAUUAAGCUGCUUACUGACAAGGUGGAUACAGUCGUUUCCCAGAUACACCAGAACUCCGUCAUGCUAACUAGCAUUGCUAAAGCAGUCGAAUUCAACGCUGCUGAAAUCAAGGAUUGCAAAACUCACCUACAAACCACUGAGCGGGAAGUAUCAGUGAAGAAAACCUAGGAAGAGCUAACAGAGCGUGUCCUAGACCUCGAGCGUUACAAGCGCCGCUGGAACCUCAGGAUUCGUGGGAUAAAAGAAAAAGAAGGUGAAGUUACUCGUGAAGCGGUUUCUACAUCAUGGGCUCCAAACAUUAACUACAUCGUGGACUCGGCUGGGACGACGCGAGGAAAACAAAACGAGGCAUUUCAUCGUCCAGUUCACCCAAAGAACACACCGAGACGCGCUGUGGAAGAUGACCAAAGAUUCAGCUAUCUGCAGGGAGCGGCUUCAUCGAAGACCUCUGUAAGGCAGACAAAGAGUCGCGAGCGAUGCUGUGGCCACAGAUACAACAAGCGAGAGCAGCCGGAAAAAGGGCUUAAUUCAAAGGUGGUGCUGGUUAUAUCAACGGACAGAGAAUUACUUAGCAGCGGCACACAAGGUAUAUUGCCUAUACUUGUGAAAAUGUAAUUGAAGUACUUCUUGUUUGUAACAAACGGGUUGGAUGGUUUAGAUUGACUUCUGGACAUUAAAAGGGACACUGCCUGUUACUUAGGCCUCCUUUUUCUUCAAUUACAGUUAGUUGAAGUUCAUUUUUUCUAGCGUUUGCUUGUUUGUUCUUAGAAUGAAUGUCGUUUUUUCUUGUAUUUCAAUUAAUGCUAGGGGCCUAAGGUAUAACACAAAAAGAAAAUCAAUAUUUUUAUUUUGUAAGGGCGAAAAAGCUAAUUUUAUUUUGCUACAAGAAACUCACUCAAAACUGGUGGAUGAAAAAUUCUGGAUAAACCAAUGGGGUGACCAAAUUCUUUUUGAUCAUGGUUCCACUAAAUCAGCAGGCUUAGCUAUUUUAUUUUCUUACUGACCGGGUAAAUUAGUAUCCUCAAGAAGAAGUAACAAUGGUCAUUGGAUAAUCUGUGUCCUGAGCUUUGAUGAGCAGUACUGUAUUCUUGUCAACGUCUAUGGCUUCAAUAACCCAAAUCAAAACAGUUUAUUUUGGAUGUUUCUGUUGCUAUUGAAAACCUAAAGUUAACUUAUCCUGCUGCAAAUAUAAUUAUGGGGGGCGAUUUUAACAUGGUUAACGAUGAAUGUCUUGAUAGAUAUCCUCCCAAAUGUCAAAACAGCUCUUUUAACCCAAUCCUUUCUGAUUUUUGUGGUACCCACAACCUAUUGAAUCCAUGGCGCCUUAAAUACCCUGACUCCCAACAAUUUUCAUGGUUCAAACCAAACAAUAAAGCAAAGUCUAGAAUAGA